Messenger RNA from Cajanus cajan (pigeon pea), 766 nucleotides. RefSeq lists its product as uncharacterized. Lineage: Eukaryota; Viridiplantae; Streptophyta; Magnoliopsida; Fabales; Fabaceae. The record is from RefSeq and is a predicted model, not a curated record.
GUGUGACAAAGUGCAUCUUGAAACGGUACUCCAGCACAACAUAAAACGCUACUAAUUAAGAAGAGAACGACGGCGUACCUUGAACGCAAACACGUCGUUUUAAAAAAUGCCGCCGGCGAAGAGGGGAAAGGCAAAGGCGGAGCCUAGGGUAACACCGCCGUCGGAAAAACCUAAUAAUUUUCCGUCUUGUAUUCGGUGCAUGCCUCCUUCUUCCGUCGCCAUAACCAUCCACGCCAAACCUGGUUCCAAAUCCGCAUCCGUAACCGAUAUGAGCGACGAAGCGGUGGGAGUGCAAAUUGACGCACCUGCGAGGGACGGCGAAGCGAAUGCGGCUCUUCUCGAUUACAUCAGUUCUGUUUUAGGCGUGAAACGAAGACAAGUCUCUUUAGGCACUGGUUCUAAAUCUAGAGAUAAGACGGUGAUUGUGGAAGACGUAACUCAGCAAUACGUUUUUGACGCUUUGGAUAAAGUCUCGAAGCAGCAGUGAUGAGGAGGCUUCUACUGCAACUUAAUUAAACAAUAAGUGAAAGCUAAACCAUUGCUCUGAGAGUGUUGCGGUUAAGAGCGGUGUAUUUGUUUUAUGUUUCGGCUUUCUAGUUUGUAUCCUACUGUAUAUUUUUACAAUUUCAUGUAGAUUUAUGCCAUUGCUGCCUAUAUUAAUUCAUCACUCUAGCUUUAUGCAUGUAUCAGUUAUAAUGCUCAUUUCAUGUAGUGGCCGCAGCAAGUAUCAAAUGCUGCAAUCUUCGAUGAUCGAUGAUUAAGUGUA